Messenger RNA from Staurois parvus, 729 nucleotides. The record is from the annotation of a GenBank genome assembly. NCBI's taxonomy places the organism in Eukaryota, Metazoa, Chordata, Amphibia, Anura, Ranidae.
CCCAUCUCCCUGCUCCCGUUUACCUCGAAACGCCUAGAACGCUUAGUCUACAAUCGCCUGAGCUCCUCCCUCACUGACAACAACCUUCUUAGCCCUUUACAGUCUGGCUUUUACUCUCUACACUCCACUGACACUGCCCUACUAAACCUCACUAAUGAUCUACUAACCGCUAAAACCAAUGGCCACUACUCCGUACUCCUCCCAACCAAUGGCCACUACUCCGUACUCCUCCCAACCAAUGGCCACUACUCCGUACUCCUCCCAACCAAUGGUCACUACUCCGUACUCCUCCCAACCGGUGGCCGCUACUCCGUACUCAUCCCAACCAAUGCCCUCUACUCCGUACUCUUCCCAACCAAUGGCCACUACUCCGUACUCGUCCCAACCAAUGGCCACUACUCCGUACUCAUCCCAACCAAUGCCCGCUACUCCGUACUCGUCCCAACCAAUGCCCGCUACUCCGUACUCGUCCCAACCAAUGCCCGCUACUCCGUACUCGUCCCAACCAAUGCCCGCUACUCCGUACUCGUCCCAACCGAAUGCCCUCUACUCCGUACUCGUCCCAACCAAUGCCCUCUACUCCGUACUCGUCCCAACCAAUGCCCUCUACUCCGUACUCGUCCCAACCAAUGCCCUCUACUCCGUACUCGUCCCAACCAAUGCCCUCUACUCCGUACUCGUCCCAACCAAUGGUCGCUACUCGUCCCAGCCGGAGGGCCUCUACUCUGU